GCCGGGUUAUAAGCUAGUUGAUAAUAUUGUUAAAGCUUGUAUAAAGCUUGUAUAAGUUUCGAGCGGAACUAUCUCGUUUAAAAGCACGAUAGCUUCCCCUCAUGCUACGCCGAUAAUGGAACGCCCUCCAAACAUACUUGAGGCUCAUUCCAGAAUUUGGAACAUGAAUUAAAUUAUAAGGUGAGUAAGGGAAUUAAUUCAAAACCGUGUAUUUGGAGAUGAAAUGGAGAUGUGAGUGGAAGCAGGAGAUGGAAUUGACGGUGGGGGAAGGCGACGGAGAAGAAGAGGUUAUGUUAGUUGAAUUAUUUUGUUAAAAUAAAAUAUUUUUAUAACAAAAAUGAAAAGGAUAAAUAUGUAAUUUUAAUUUUAAUUAAAAACGAUUAUAGUAAAAGUUAGAACGACAAUUAGCAAUUUCAAAAACAUUACCCCUAAAAGGACACUCAUCAAAACGACAACGGCGCUGGCAGGUGAUCUCAUUUGGAGGUGAAAGGUAAAAAAAAAAAAACAUUUCCCCUUCUUCUCUGUGUCUCGUCUCGUCACCGGUGGGUAUAUAAAAAGUCAAACAACCGCCUUAAAAUAGCAAUACUUGUCUUCAAAAAGUUUGAAGCUUCCACAGCAUUUCUAGAGAGAGAAGGCACCAACUUCUACCACAGCUUGAGGGAGGCGUAGAGAGAGAAAGCGAGGAGCUGUUUUACUGAGAAGAGAGAGAGCGAGGAGGAACGAUGGCGUCCUUCGACGGAUACGGAAUCGACGGCGAAGCAGCGGUCCACGCUUCGAAUCACGGAUCCUUCCACGAUGAUGACGACCAGGAGAGCUACUCCAACUUCGGAUCCUACUCUAACUUCACCAGCGGCACGCCGGAGUUCUCCACCGGGGAUAUCCCUGUGGAUCAGCCCGCCGCAUCCUCCCCCGAUGCCUUCGGAUUUGGAUCUUCUUCAGCUGACAUGGAUCCGAACUCUGGCUACUCCCAGAGCCCCUUCGGCUCGAUCCCCGCCGAGAACGGCAACGGCAAUGGCUAUGGCGAGGCUGAUGAAGGCAUCUUCAGUUCCGAUGGCCCCGUGCUGCCUCCUCCGACUGAGAUGAUGGAGGAAGGUGCAGCUCUUCGCGAAUGGCGGCGUCAAAACGCUAUCUACCUCGAGGAGAAGGAGAAGAAAGAGAAGGAAAUGAGGCAGCAGGUCAUCGAAGAAGGCGAGGAGUACAUUCGUGCUUUCUACGAGAAGCGAGCUCUCAACAUUGAGACGAACAAGACAACCAACAGAGAAAGGGAAAAGAUUUCCUUGGCCAGCCAGGAGAAAUUCCACAAGGAAGCCGACAAGCAGUACUGGAAAGCAAUAGCUGAGAUCAUUCCUCGCGAGGUUCCUAAUAUCGAGAAGAAGAGAGGCAAGAAGGAUCAGGACAAGAAGCCUUCCAUAACAGUGAUGCAAGGACCAAAGCCCGGUAAGCCAACAGAUCUCGCCAGGAUGCGGCAGAUACUCCUGAAGCUGAAGCACACUCCACCCCCACACAUGAUUCCUCCUCCACCACCACCUGCUGCUGCUCCGGCCAAAGAUGGGAAGAAGACCGCCGACGCCAAAGAUGCAGCCAAGACCGGGAAAGAACCAGCUGCCACCACCACCACCAAGGACGUGACUGCUAAUGGCACGGCUGAUCAUCAACCAGAGGCUCCUGCCGCCACCGUCGGUGAGGAGACUGCCCAGCCUGCUGCCGAACAGGAAUCCACGCCCCCGAGCUCCUAGGUUCUAAACAUUCCCUUUCUCUCAUGGUUCAUUUGAUUCCAAUACUUCUUUUUUUGUGUAUGAUCUUUUAUAAUUCAGUUUUCCAUUUGGGGUCUUUGUGAUUCGAGGACCUUGUACCUGGAUCUGUUCGCAUGGAUCGAGCUCUGACCGUUCAAGGUUUCCUCCCAUGUUUCUUUUUCUUCGUUCCCGCUCUCACUCUUUUUUGGAUUCUCAUGUUGUAUGAACGUUUCUUCUUCUUCUUCUUCUUGCUUGUUUUAUUAUUAGUUUGAAUGAAUAGAUAGACCUACCAUAUUCUUUGUCCUAUGUUUGCCGGGGUGCCUGGAGACAUUCACGUUAUGAUUGAAUUGUUUUAUCUGCAGUGACCUUAAGUUUCGAGGGGCUAGACACAUUUCCAUGUAUAUUUUGGGGUGAAAUAGCAAAUAGGUACAUUUGAAAUGGAUGGAUUACAAGAAUGAAUAGGUUAUUUGAAA
Molecule: messenger RNA, 2206 nt
Organism: Linum trigynum
Lineage: Eukaryota; Viridiplantae; Streptophyta; Magnoliopsida; Malpighiales; Linaceae
Source: the annotation of a GenBank genome assembly